GAGCUUCGAGGGCAUGGUGGCGGCGGCACUGCAGGCAGGCCAAGCGCUGCGUGGGCUCCGCCGCCUGGAGCUGGCCAGCAACCACUUCCUCUACCUGCCCCGGGCCGUGCUGACCCGCCUGCCAGGCCUCAGGCACCUGGACCUGCGCAACAAUUCGCUGGUGAGCCUGACCUACGUGUCCUUCCGCAACCUGACGCACUUGGAAAGCCUCCACCUGGAGGACAACGCGCUCAAGGUCCUUCACAAUGGCACCCUCGCAGAGCUGCAGGCCCUGCCUCAUGCCAGGGUCUUCCUGGACCACAAUCCCUGGGUGUGCGACUGCCACAUGACCGACAUGGUGGCCUGGCUUAAGGAGACCGAGGCGGUGCAGGGUAAAGCCCGGCUCACCUGUGCCUUCCCGGAAAAAAUGAGGGAUCGUGCCCUUUUGCAACUGAACAGCUCCGACCUGGACUGUGACCCAAUUCUCCCCCCAUCCUUGCAGACGUCUUAUGUCUUCCUGGGUAUUGUUUUAGCCCUGAUAGGAGCUAUAUUCCUCCUGGUGUUGUAUUUGAACCGCAAGGGGAUCAAAAAGUGGAUGCAUAACAUCAGGGAUGCCUGCAGGGAUCACAUGGAAGGCUAUCAUUACAGAUAUGAAAUCAAUGCGGAUCCCAGGCUGACAAACCUCAGCUCUAAUUCCGAUGUCUGAGAAACAUUGAAGCGGACAGCACAAGGACCACCUUGCAUGAGAUGUAGACCUUUGCUUUUUAUUCCGCAACUAGGCUUGCAGCACUCGCGUCCUCCAAUAUAGACACCACUGACUUUGACUGAAAGCAGUGAGGGGAAUUUACUUCCUUGUUAUGUAAAGUUUCUCCGUGUGUUCUGUUGAUGUAGAACAUGAACAACUGUGCAUAAUGUAUUACCCUCCUCCCGUUCCUUGGAACCCGUCAACACAUGUGGAGGGAUAUUUCAAGUUUCAGCAUGAACGUGGACUCCUGGCUGUCUGUUUCUUAGUGCAGUUCAAGAUCUAGGCAGUAUACCCAUGCAGAUAGUGCUCAACAAAAGCUGCCUCAACUUUUUUUUUUUUUUGAGAAAAAAUAUUCAUAAAUACCAGUUUUAUUUUCAUGUACCUAAAUUGUGGAGAAAACCAUUGCAUUCUAUCAACUGCCUGCAGACCUUAGCAAGCUCUUCACAUAACUCCUUAGAACACAGGAGCCCAUGCAUCCAAGAGCAUGCUUCAUUUUAUUGUUCUGCAUAUUACAAAAAAGUAACUUGCAACUUCAGAUAAUUACCUUUUUGAUUGCAGUUUAUAUGCAACUAUAUUGAAGUUUUGUGUUUUUUUUAUAAACUGCAUUGAGAUCCAACAGACUGAAUUGUUAAAAAAAAUCAAUAAAGGUUCUUAAAGAAUUAAUAGUUGUGUCCAAGUUUGCUAUUUGACAAAAUGGUUAGGGGGAAUAAGAUUGAAUAGUGGGAAUAAAUAAUUAAGCUGGUAACACAGUUAUGAAUUGUAUUGGAGCAGAGUCUUGUAUAAGUAGACUUGGAGAUGGUUUUAGAAAUGGUGAUCCUGUCAGGAUGUAAAUAGUUUGGAUAUCUGUGCAAAAUAGACUCCUUUUGGUCCAAAAAGAAAGGCUAUUCAUGAAAGAAAUUUGUAGGCACAAUAUAAAGUUGGUAAGGGUGACAAGUUCUAUGUGAUAUAAACAGGUCACAGUUUGGAGGUUUUUCUCGAUUAAUGGAAAUUAUUGUUAAGACAAAACAUAUUUACUUCAUAAGACUGUCCAUAUGAAAUUGUUUUAUGGAUGAUUUAGA
Molecule: messenger RNA, 1782 nt
Organism: Echinops telfairi (small Madagascar hedgehog)
Lineage: Eukaryota; Metazoa; Chordata; Mammalia; Afrosoricida; Tenrecidae
Gene: TPBG
Product: trophoblast glycoprotein
Exons: 1
Coding region: 14-685 (223 amino acids)
Biological process (GO): negative regulation of canonical Wnt signaling pathway
Cellular component (GO): plasma membrane
Molecular function (GO): protein binding
Source: RefSeq, a predicted model, not a curated record